AUGAAGUUUGCAAAAACAUUAGAACGUACCUUAGAACAGCAAGAGAUCCCUCAGCAAUGGAUAGAAGCAGCUAUCCAGUAUAAGGCCCUCAAGAAAUGUAUCAAUAAAGUGGUUAAUGAGUUGGAAUUCUUGGGGUUACAAAAAAACACUUUGAAGUUGUUGCUCAACGACAAAGUGGUAGAAGUGAAUGAUUGUGAGACCAGUCCUGGGAACCCAAUAAUAGCAGAGUAUAUUUUAAGUAAAACCUCACUUGAGUCCCAUAAUAUCAAACCUAUGUUGAAGAUUACUUUGGAUUAUUCAAACGAUGAAAUCUCCCAUGAUCAUGUUGUUGAGUUAGGCAAAGAGUUGAAACAAAAACUCGAAAAUUUUUUGAACAAUGAUGAUUCUGACUCAGAAGAAGAGAAUAGAUUCAUUGAGUUGCAAGAAGAUGAUGGAGGUGAUUUGAAAAUUGUUCAAAGUAGGGAAAACUCGUUAUCUCCACCAACUUCACCACCUGUUUCUCCGCCCGUUUCUCCAAAGUUGAAAGUUACAGAAACAUCAAACAAUAAUAUCGAUGAAGCAUUAUUAACCCCAGUGGAUAAUCACAAAAAGCAUGAAGUUUAUAUUAUGUUGAAUUCUGAUUCAAAAUUUUUUGACAUGUUGGAUGAAGAGUUGCAUAGUUUGGAUGAGUUGAGACAAAAUGAAGAAGAGAAAAUCAUCCAAGAAGUUAAAGUGCUUGCUAAAAAAGUUGAAGGCUUCCGAUCCAAACAAUCAGAAUUGUACAAAUGGAGAGAGUUAUUCAGAAUGUAUCUUGAUUCAGAAGUAUAUUUCAAAUACAAUGAUACCGAAUUACGAUCACAACAAAGAAACGGUGAACAAAUUAAACAAAAUUUAGAUCAGUUUAUGACUAAUUUAAAGAGUACAGGUGUUAUCACAAAAUUUAACAAAAAGAACAGUAUGGAAGCAUUUAACGAAUUUAUGGCGAUGAAUUACCAUUUAUUAAAGUUGAUCCAGUUCCAAACCAUCAACAAUGAAGCAUUGCGUAAGAUUCUUAAAAAAUUCGACAAGCAAACCUCAUUAGGUAUCCAAACUACGUUUCCCCAGUUGAUUUCAAAUGACCAUAUAUUCAUGAGUGGUAAAUCGUUAGCUCAAUCGAUUUGUUAUAUUGUUCAACAAUCAGUAAUCAGUAUUAUUCCACAGUUAGAUGACUAUUCGUGCCCUAUUUGUAUGGAAAUUGCUUUCAAACCAAUCCGACUAUCUUGUGGCCAUUUAUUCUGUGUCAGAUGUUUGGUAAAACUUAAAAAAGGUGACAAAACAAGCUGUCCAAUGUGUAGGUGUGAAAAUGCCAUUUUGUAUGCUGAUUCAUCGAAUUUGGAUUUGGAGUCAAUGGAAUUAAUGAAGAAAUAUUUUCCUCGUGAAGUUAAAGCAAAAAUAAGAGAUAGAGACAAAGAACGAUACAAUGAAUUGAAGGGAAAUGCCAGAGGUGGUGAUAAAUGUGUAAUUACAUAG
Molecule: messenger RNA, 1488 nt
Organism: Candida tropicalis MYA-3404
Lineage: Eukaryota; Fungi; Ascomycota; Pichiomycetes; Serinales; Debaryomycetaceae
Gene: TRY3
Product: Try3p
Exons: 1
Coding region: 1-1488 (495 amino acids)
Source: RefSeq, a predicted model, not a curated record